This is a messenger RNA of Meloidogyne enterolobii, 739 nucleotides long. The record is from the annotation of a GenBank genome assembly. NCBI's taxonomy places the organism in Eukaryota, Metazoa, Nematoda, Chromadorea, Rhabditida, Meloidogynidae.
AUGCGUUAUCGAAGUCCAGCACUUCCUUUGAGGACAAGAUCUACGCCUCUCUACUCAUUAGUUUUGGAUUUGGAUGAGACAUUGGUUCAUUGUAGUAUUGAAGAAUUGCCUGAUGCUGCAAUGACUUUUGAAGUUGAAUUUCAAGAUCAAGUUUUCCAGGUUUUUGUCAGAGUUCGUCCUCAUCUUCACGAAUUUCUUGAACGAUUAUCAAAUCAUUUUGAAAUUGUUCUCUUUACUGCGAGUAAGAGAGUUUAUGCAGAGAAACUUUUGAAUUUACUCGAUCCUGGAAAACGAUUUAUUCGUCACCGUCUCUACCGUGAACAUUGUGUAUUUGUUGCUGGCAAUUACAUCAAAGAUUUGAGUAUUCUUGGAAGAGAUCUUUCAAAAACUGUAAUUAUCGACAAUUGCCUUCAAUCAUUUGCCUAUCAAAUUGACAAUGGAAUUCCAAUUGAGAGUUGGUUCGUUGAGAGGAAUGAUACUGAAUUGUUGAAGUUGAUACCUUUUUUGGAGUCUUUAAGUAGAGAGGGUCAAGAUGUCCGUCCACGUAUCCGUGAACGUUAUCGAAUUCAUGAUAUUUUAAACAACAGCUGUGCUUGGACUAACAACAGCAGCAACAAUUCUCUUCUCGAUUCAACAACAAACUCUCAAGAUUUUAGUGAAUAUAGUGUUGGAAAUGAAAGUGAAAUUUAUCCUCAAAAUAUGGAAAUUGAGCAACAACAACAAAUCUGAUGGUAUGAAA